Messenger RNA from Danio rerio (zebrafish), 5567 nucleotides. NCBI's taxonomy places the organism in Eukaryota, Metazoa, Chordata, Actinopteri, Cypriniformes, Danionidae. The record is from RefSeq and is a predicted model, not a curated record.
GCGUUUAGCCCAUUAGUCAAAUACAUAAUAUGCGUCGACCAUACGCAGACAGGAUGCGCAGCAUAGUCGUCUGCGUCCUACUUGCGCAGCGACGACACUCCCGAAGGCUCACGUCCCCACUAAAUGUAGUCAUCCAGAGGAGCGAGCUGAAUCAGUCUGAAUGUAGAGAAAAACUCAUUUACGUGCGCGUCCUCGAACUGUACGGCGUUCCCAAUGGCAGCAGCGUUUUGCCUGAAGAUCAGUAUUAUUGUUGGGCUGCUGUUCGGAAGGGCUCAACCCGCUCGUUUAUACACCGAAGAGGAUCCGGUGGUCAUAUUGAGCAGCGACAGCCUGAAGCAGACGGUGUUGAACUCCUCCAGCGCCUGGCUUGUCCAGUUUUACUCGUCGUGGUGCGGACACUGUAUCCAGUACUCGCCGACAUGGAAAGCACUGGCUGGAGAUGUGAAAGACUGGGCGCAGGCCAUUCGCAUUGGAGUUGUGGAUUGUGCUCAUGAGAAGAACUUCGACAUCUGUAAGGAGUUCGGGAUCCACUUUUAUCCCACCUUCAGGUAUUUUAAGGCACAUGACACCACAAAUGACUUUGGAAAGACAUAUCAAGGAGCUGACAGAGAGCUUCAGACAGUCAGGCAGUUGAUGGUGAACUUCAUCCAGAACCACACUAGACAAGACUGGCCUGUGGGCUGCCCUCCGCUUCACCCUGCCAGGUCUGAGGACGUCCUGUCCUUAAUGGGGAAGAAAACGGAGCAUUACACUGCAGUUAUAGUUGAGGACGGAAACUCCUACAUAGGGAGAGAGGUAAUUUUGGACCUGAUGCCAUAUGAGGGUUUGGUGGUGAAGAGAGCUCUGAGCUCAGACCAACUUCUAAUGGACAAGCUGGGGAUUAGUUCAGUUCCCUCGGCGUACCUUUUCCAGCCCAACGGCACACACACUGUUUUGAAUGUGCAGAAGAAGUUACGUUUUUUCUUCUCCUCCUUCCUAAAACUUCUCCCUGGAGUACACAGAAAACAGUCCACCUCGUCCCUGCAGCGUCCUCAGCCUGGGAUUAAUGGACAGGGAGCCCAGGUGGAGUGGAAAGAGUUUAAAAAGUCUAAGGUAUACAUGGCAGAUCUGGAGUCUGGCUUACAUUAUCUCCUGAGGGUUGAGCUGGCCACCCACAAGACCUUAGAAGGAGAAGAGCUAAAAACCUUCAAGGACUUUGUAACCGUUGUUGCCAAGCUGUUUCCAGGCCACCAGUCGGUGGUGAAACUUUUGGAGACAUUGCUGGAAUGGCUAGUCAGUUUACCUUUGGAGAAGAUCCCCUAUGAUGCCAUCCUCGAUCUAGUUAACAACAAGAUGAGGAUCUCGGGACUGUACCUGAGUGAACAAGUGCAGUGGGUUGGAUGCCAGGGUAGCAGUGUGGCACUAAGAGGAUAUCCAUGCUCCCUCUGGACUCUCUUUCACGUUUUGACUGUGCAAGCUGCCAACCGGCCUGAUGCUCUGGCCAACACCGGUUUUGAGGACGAUCCCUUGGCAGUGCUUCAGACCAUGCGUCGCUACAUUGGGACCUUCUUUGGAUGCCAGGAGUGUGGGAAGCAUUUUGAGGAGAUGGCACAGGAGUCUCUGAACCAGGUCAAGACUGUUGAUGAGGCGGUGUUGUGGCUCUGGAGGAAACACAACCAGGUUAACGCAAGACUGUCAGGUUCGAUGAGCGAGGACCCGAUGUUUCCUAAAACUCAGUGGCCCACCCCUGACCUCUGUCCCACAUGCCACGAGGAGCAGGAAGGCCUUCAUGUCUGGAACGAACAGAUGGUGCUCGCUUUCCUCAAGCAACACUACAGUGCUUCAAACAUCUCUCCGAAAUACUCCAGCAGCCAAUCAGAACCAGGCCCACCGGCGCCCGACAAACCCAAAGCCAUAACCAAACCCAACAGCAAAAUCCACAUCAACCAGAACCUCAAGUCUCCCGAGAUCCUUCCCAAGCAUCAGAAAAGGACUGACAGUGGUGGUGAGGUAGAGAAGCACAGCGGCGUCCAGAUCGAGGCCAGGCCAGGGAUGACGUUCUUAGGUUUGGGAUUCUCCAGCGUGGACAUGAGCCUCUGCGUGCUGCUUUACGCUCUGUCCUGCGUUUUCCUCAUGUUCAUGUUCUUCUUCUUUCGCUUUCGCUCAAAGAGAUGGAAAUUCAAAAACUACCGGCCGUAUGUAUAGCGGAGAUGGGGCGCUGUGAGGAGAAAAAAAAAGGUGAAUGUAAUAUGAAAAUCCCUGCCAAGUGUUAAAGGAGACUUUUAAUUUAUUUGAUUUACUUUUUAUUCGUUCCGUUGUUGAUGUUGUGAAGUAUUUUGUAAUGAAGAACUUGACUGAUGAAAGUUUGGUUUAGUUGGUGAACGAGCACCUUUUUGCGAGUAUUGCUCUGCUCUAAACCAAAUGAGGGGAUGAUUUAACAGGAGAAACUAUUUUAUUACGGUGAAAUGAACAACUUGGGUCAAAGUCUAUUUUUUAUGGAAUACGCUACAUUAUUUAUAGAGAUUUUUAUUGAAAUAAUAUAUCCUAAGUUUCUCACAGGGUAUAUUAUGAAAGUCACUCUGUCCCCAUAUUUCUGUUUGAUGGUCCAAGAAAACACUUGGGAAUUUGAUUUACUUUGUCGCUCAAGGUCGCUCGCUGAGAAGCCAGUGACACGAAACACACUGCCUGUCAAUGACCAGAGGUGGAAGCAAAAACCCUGUGUUUUGUGAAUUUAAAGGCUGCUUUUUCAAAAAAAAAAGAGCCACAUAUUUAUAGACUUCAUUAAAAUUCUGAUUUACUCUGGAUUUACAUGAGUACAGUUAUGGAAACUACUAAUGACACUUCUUCUGAAUUUAAAACAGAAAUGUUGACAUUUAGCAGAGGUGGGGGUAAGUCACAAGCAAGUCUCGAGUCAACCUUUAAGCCUCAAGCAAGUCAAGUCAAUUUUUGUCAGACUCAAGUAAAGUCACCGCUUAUUUCAGGUCAAGUGAAGUCGUAGCUUGGUCUAGCAAGUCACUUUCAAGUCAAUCAAAUUUUUGUAGAUUUUCGAACUUUUGCUAUUUUGUAUAUACAAAUAGUAUAAACUUUGAUUAGCCAAGAUGUAAGCUGAAAACAACUGAACUAACUUCAUAACUUACUAUCUUUGGUGUGAUUUAAAUUGUCAAAUGAACUUAAAAGUUGUGGUAAUUGAGUCACUCACUUUUGAGUUGCAUGCUUUGCAUGUUGCUUUUCUUUUUGGCGUCGUCUUGCUUGUAAUCUUUAAACCCGAAUUUCAUCUUUGGAGGAGCGCCUUCCAUUUCUCGUUACUGUAUACUCUUCAUGACCUGAUUGGUUUAGUUCAGCAAAUUCAACUUUGUGUUUCCAGUAAAUACUAAUCCACAAAAUACUUAAAGUUACUUACCUUUUAACUUACCUGGCACCCUUUGACAUGGACAAAAAACAAUAUGUAUAGUUAUCCACUUAUUUAAAAAAUCAUCAACGCGAGUCAGGAAUUGGUUGCAGUGCUUUAUUCAGAAAAGUACAGAGAACCUAUCUUUCAGAGCAAUCUGAGAACCGAUAAGCUAAUAAGACUGCGCUUGCGUUUGUUAGAACUUUCAGACUUUUUUUAAAACAAACAGUUUGUAUUUAACUAAAACAAGUUAUUUCGAGUCAUUCAACUCAAGUCCAAGUCAAGUCUCAAGCCAUGACAGUCAAAUCCAAGCAAGUCGAGUCUUUUUGGAUAUUUGCCAAGCAAGUCUCAAGUCCUAAAUUUUGCAACUUCAGUCUGACUUGAGUUAAGUCAUGUGACUGGAGUCCCCCUCCUCUGACAUUUAGAGGAUUUUUGUGAGUAAUCACACACUGAGGAAGGCAUAGUGCCGAAACGUUUGUCUUUAAAUCACUCGAAGAAUGUAAGAAGGAAAAGUAAAAACGGUACGAAGCAAUUACUUGAUGAGUGCCAAUCAUUACCUUUUUGAGUAAUCGACCAAAAGGCUAAACGCCGAUUUAUACUUCUGCAUCGCGUAUGGUAGCGAAAACUCUGUGAUUGGUUGGCUUGGUAGCAGUGAUGAGCAUGGGUGGUGCUGAGAGCUGUGAGCCCGAUGGAGCGAGUGUUUAACUGCUGAAUCCUGUGAAGGAGCUUUAGUUGUUUUAUGUUUACCUUUUGAUUAAAGUUAGCAGGUUCCAGUCUCCGAAUGAGCGAGCUUUAACUACUUGUAUAUUGAGGUAGCAUUCAGAAAAAACAAAACACCCUCGAAGUAACUCAACACAGAGGAACGUAACCUAUCAGCAUGCAGAAGUACAAAUGCACGGCUACGCGCAAGGCUUACGAUGUAGGGUCAUGGCGAUCACUUGAUGCAGAAGUAUAAAUCGGCCUUUUGCCUUUUGGUUGAUUACUCACAAAAAACAGCCUUGAGACAUGUUUAUAUUCAUUUUUAGAGAACACAGUACAAGUAAAAUAAAUAAAUAAAUAAAUAAAUAAAGCAAUAUUUGCUGGAAUGACCAUGAUUUUCAAUAACAAAAAAAUAUUCUUUAAAUGGCAGAAUCUCUGUUUGAAAUUGAGAAGAAAUGUUAUUAGACUAUUAAAAGAAACACAUAGUAACAUUUUAUUUAAAGCCAUACCGAAUAUAUCCAGUAAAACAGAAUUUUCAGGUGAUCUUCUAUCUUAUUGACCUCAUAAGUAGGCCCACACGGAAUCUGCACGGUCAGAUUUCUGCAGAUUUUCCGCAUAUUUCUGCAGAUUUUUAGGCCAUCGUUAAUUCUGUUUAUCUACUUGAGUAAAUAUGUGUGUGAAUCUUGAUUUACUCAGUUUUUAAAUAAUUACAGUAAUAUUAUUGACUAAUAUGAAAAUGUUCAUCUGAUUUAUGUACAAUGCAGUUUGUACAGUAAUUUUUUCUGUCUUUCAGUAGAUAUAUGAGAGACUUGCUUUGUUUACCAAAUAAAAUGAAUUUAAUUGGAUUUGCAUUUUAAACAUUAAAUAAAAGUUAAAAAGAUAUUAUUUUUUAUUUAAAAUAUUUAGAUUUUAGUUAUGAUACUCCCAAAAUAAUUCCGCAGAUUUUUAUCAAAAUUCUCUGCAGAAAUGGCAAAAAACAUCCACAGAUUCUGUCUGUCCCUACUUAUAAGUGACAUUAUUCCUAGAGUUGAUUUAAAAAUCUUAUUGUAAAUUUCCUCACCAGGGGAUUUAUGAUAACUACAUUAAUGCAUUUCAAAAGUCAUCAAAUUAUGUGUCAAAUUUGGUGCUAAACUAUAUUGAUCACAAUAUUUUCAGUUUAUUUUUUUGUACAAGUGAUUGUAAUGAUCAAUGCGUUUUAAUAUAAAUCUCCAAACACACACCAUCUAUGUUGAACCUUAUAGGCAGCGAUUCAUUUAAUGUACUCCGAGGAUUUCCUGAUUACAGGCUGUUCAGUGUUCAAUGUAUAUCACUACUGCGGUUUUUAAUUCAAAGUUUACAAGCCUGUUGACAUUGUGAACUGUUUUAAAAUGCCAUUAUUAAACAAAGUUUGCUUUGUGGACUGAUUUGAAGUAACGUGUUCACCUUGUGAUAUUUCACUAUUUAAUGGAGCAUUGUUGUGGAGGAUAAAUAUUCCCUAAUAAAAUAUGGCUUAUGUGUUGUG